This is a messenger RNA of Prorocentrum cordatum, 664 nucleotides long. The record is from the annotation of a GenBank genome assembly. Lineage: Eukaryota; Dinophyceae; Prorocentrales; Prorocentraceae.
GAGCUUUGAAGGGGCCCCGGAAAGACAGAUAUACGCCCCGGGCGUCGGCGAAGCAGACGCGCGACUUGAGCCGACAUUUGCGGGCCAACCUGGGCGAGCCCGACCUCGCCGGCGCAAUUGUGGUGGCCCGGCCUUUCUGCCUGAGCUUUGGAUCAGAGGUCGUGCCCCUGCACUUUUCUGGCGGUCAAUCAGAGGUCCAGAUCUCCAAGAGAGAGGGCCAGCAUCAGGCUUGCAUCGUGCUCCAGAAAAGACAGGGGUGCAGUUCGCCUGUGGAAGUAGUGAGGAAGUGCACAUGCAAGUUGCAGACGCCGGAGCUUUGCGGAGUUCGCGUGCUGCGCAAGCGCGCCGCCGUGGGCCGCGCGUUCCCCAGCCUCACCUGCUCGGGCUCUUCCGCUGCUCUGAAAGUGGCGGCACUCGGCCUGGGCUCCCCACGGGCCAGUGAGUGGGAGACCCACGCGUUCCGCCGAGGCUGGGCGGACGAGGCCUUGACACAAGGCGGCUUGACCAGCCUUUUCUUCAGCGGGGGAUGGAAGGGCGUCGCUGCUCUCGGCUGCGCGUCUGCGCAGGCGAAGGGCGCCCUCCUGGCCGCGGAAUGGUUGGUCGAGGUCUCAGAUUCUUCGUCCGGUGACGGGAUCGCGCGCAAGGAAAAGCAGGCGGUUUUGAG